This is a messenger RNA of Seminavis robusta, 2300 nucleotides long. The record is from the annotation of a GenBank genome assembly. NCBI's taxonomy places the organism in Eukaryota, Bacillariophyta, Bacillariophyceae, Naviculales, Naviculaceae.
GGUAUCUUUCGGCGGCAACCCAAUCUUACCGUGUUGUCUCUGUCCCAUUGACCAUACCGAUUCAUGCUACCCAGAUAAGACAACCUUGGCGAAGCAUCAAACCACGAAGUUUCAAACUUCAUAAAAUGGAAGUCCAUCCAUACCUGAGCAACUAGCUAGUGACUAUGUCGUCUUUCAGAUCUCUUGCAUUCAUCCUUGUUUGCAGCUUUUCCCCUGCAGUUGUGUACUCCAAGAAUUCGGCGUCGGCCUCAAGCUCGUAUAGCUCCAGCCUCGAUGCCAGAGAGCCUGUCGUAUGUGGAUGCCAUGAAUGCACUGAAGCUAUUGUUGAUCGCCAGGCGGGGGAGCACUCUUGUGCGGAAAGAAUCCAGUUCCUGGUGGACGAAUACCAAUUACCCGAGGAGGAGGCCUGCAUUAGGGUUGCUCGAACUGAGUUUCGAGACAUUUGUGGCCCUGAAUGCGACCCUGGUCGGUGUGAUGGAAACAAACUACCCCCUCAUGAGAUGCCUUCUACCUACUGUGGUUGCAAACACUGCACUCACGAAGUCUGGAAUCGCAUCACCACACAGCAUCACACCUGUGGAGCCAGGAUUUCAUAUUUGGCGGAUUUCAACGGCCUCCCAACGAGAGAGGCUUGCAACAUUGUUGGUGGGCAUGAAUUCCCUCACGAGGACGAUUGUGGCCUCUGCGAUCCAGAUCGCUGUGAGCCUGUGCUCGGCACUGGCGAAUAUAGAUGCGGAUGCUCUCGUUGCACCAACGCCAUCUGGGAUUUGGAGCUCGACCAUGAUGGUGCAACUUGCGGAGAACGCAUCGAAUUUCUUCAAGAUGUGGAAGGCCAAACUGAAGUUCGCGCUUGCCGCCAGGUCACUGGGAUCGAGUAUCCGCAGCUCUGCGGAAGCAACUGCAAUCCGGAUCUGUGUGAUUCUCCCCUCGCAGCUCGGACUCCUUUAUACUGCUUCCCCGACUUUGACGAACGCGAGCGCUAUCGUAACUUCUGGGGAAAUUUCACAGUAGAAGUAAAAGAGUCCAAGGUAGAAGAACGGGGAAUUUGCGGGCCGCAUGACAACAAGUUUACGGCAAGCACAGUAUCUCGAGUGGGCCCAAACAGGCUGAAGUUGCAAUUCAAGAAGUCCGCAGGCCAGUCCUGGAUUGGCAGUGAGGUGAGGGUCCGUCUCCCAAACGCGGACAUGCCAUUUCGGUACGGUUCAUUCUCUUUCAGUGUCGAAAGCGUUCAAGUUGUGAACGUGCAUUCGGGAGAAGUUGAGAGCGACAACCUCCCACCUUCCCUCGUUCUCUCAAUGCACACGUGGGACGCCACUGAGAACUUUGCAACCCAUGAGAACCAAAACCAUCAGGUUGGGGUUGACAUUUCCCGUUUUGACGACGCUGCCGGAGAAGAUGCUCAGUUUGCUGCCCAACCCGAAAUAGUACACCGAUUCUUUACUGGACGGCACAACAACUACAAGCAAGCGCCAAGGAUUCACGGAUUUCACUGGCGCCCGGCAGAGAUUGAGUUCUUUUCCAAGAAUGAUCAAGGCCGAUCAACAAGCUUCACGUACAGUACCGAGGAAGCCCUCGAAGCGGGUUACAUUGACUUCACCCAAUGUCUGCCAGCAGAUGUGGAACUUCGUAUUGGCCUCUGGCAUAUCUAUGGAAGCAACCCGCCACCAGGUCUGGCCGACAACCACAUAGUUGAAGUCGUAAUUGACGAGGUUUCCUACACCCCCUCGGGUUUGGAGUUUGUCGAAGAAGGCCGCUUCUGUUCCAAGGAUUGUCACUGUAGUCCGCACCAUAAAUGCUUUGGUGGGCGUUGCACUCGAGUGGCAUCUCACUAUGAUGCAGUGAUUGCAAGCCAACUCAACCCCAAGCUCGAGCAACCCCAGAAGGCCUCCGUAAGGACGAUUAUGGGACUCACAGUCUUCAGUUGCUCUGUUGGGGCUUUGGCAUUAAUAGUGUGGUACCAGGGAAUGCGGUCGGAGAAGAAAAACGAGGGCCCUGCGGAGUUUUCAAUUUCGCAUGGAGCAGUCAAGGGAUGAUCCACUGAAUGUCCAACCGUUGCUACUAGUUGUGUAUUGUUGUUUAGCAGUAAUCAAGGGCUGAUCCUGAACCCAAACUUGACCCAAAUGGCAGUUUGCAUGCACCCAUCAUGCUGUGAAAUGACUAUGUUCCUUACUAUUAAAGAAAGAUAGAAGACAUCGAUCGCCUUUGUAUCGAAAUCAUAAUAUAGACAAUUCCCCCGAGCCCGAGCCCGCGCGAUGAUUGGUCGUCUGUUGGAGCUCCAAGCUGUCAGGCUGUCACUGUCA